Molecule: messenger RNA, 617 nt
Organism: Stegodyphus dumicola
Lineage: Eukaryota; Metazoa; Arthropoda; Arachnida; Araneae; Eresidae
Product: dynein axonemal intermediate chain 7-like
Cellular component (GO): axoneme
Molecular function (GO): beta-tubulin binding; microtubule binding
Source: RefSeq, a predicted model, not a curated record
UAAUUUUCGGAGCAAGACUUGAAUAAUUUUUAUCUUUCACAUAAUUUUAGAAACUUCUGUCAAUGGGUAUAAAUAUCAAUGUAGAGAGGGACAUAGAAAAAUAUUUGGAGAUUUCUACAAAAGAUCCUGAACUUGAGCACUGGACUUAUUCAUGCAUCUCUGUGUUAUGCCAUGUGUUUAACUUUUCCUGCAGCAGAUUUAAUUCCACUCUUGAAAGGGAUCAAUGUAUUCUAAAAUACAGUCAUUCAGAUUCACAGGAAGAAAUUCAUCAUUUGUUGCUUACACCAGAAAAAGCAGUAGAAGUUAAAUGCAGUGAAACUCAAACAAAAUUUUGCGAUGAACCUGUAGAAAACCAGAAAUUUUACAGUGACUUGUAUCAAAUAGUAACUGAAAGAUGUGAAGAACCUUUUUCCUUGGCAAAGGAUUGUGCAUUCGUUAAUUCAGUGUACUUUUUAUUGAGUUCAUGUAAAUUGCUAAGUUGCUCAUAGACAAUAUGAAAAUAUCCAAAGUAUAUUAUUGUGAUGAAAUUAUAGAUGCAUAUAUGUUGAAGUACAUGUACUAAAAUAAAAGGAAAUUCCACCCGUCCAAAAAAUUCAUGAAUUUAUCAAUAAACUGAC